Molecule: messenger RNA, 670 nt
Organism: Medicago truncatula (barrel medic)
Lineage: Eukaryota; Viridiplantae; Streptophyta; Magnoliopsida; Fabales; Fabaceae
Product: 60S ribosomal protein L26-2
Exons: 2
Coding region: 48-488 (146 amino acids)
Biological process (GO): translation
Cellular component (GO): ribosome; large ribosomal subunit
Molecular function (GO): structural constituent of ribosome; RNA binding
Source: RefSeq, a predicted model, not a curated record
UUGGGGUCGAAUAAAGAGGAAUUUAUAGAGGGAGAGAGAGAGCGAAAAUGAAGUUCAACCCAAGAGUCUCCAGCAGCCGUAGAAAGAGCCGUAAGGCUCAUUUCACGGCGCCAUCAAGCGUCCGCCGUGUCUUAAUGAGCGCACCACUCUCCGCCGAUCUCCGAUCCAAGUACAACGUCCGUUCAAUGCCUGUUCGCAAAGACGACGAAGUUCAGGUUGUUCGUGGAACAUUCAAAGGCCGUGAAGGUAAGGUUACUCAGGUUUACCGUCGCAAGUGGGUGAUUCACAUUGAACGCAUCACAAGGGAGAAGGUGAAUGGAUCCACCGUUAAUGUUGGUGUUAAUCCUUCAAAGGUUGUUAUCACUAAGCUCAGAUUGGAUAAGGAUCGUAAGUCGCUUCUUGAUCGUAAGGCUAAGGGUCGUGCUGCUGCUGAUAAGGAGAAGGGUACUAAGUUUGCUCCUGAGGAUAUUAUGCAGACCGUUGAUUAGGGUUCUUCAAUCUUAAUUUCUGUUUUUUUUUUUUUAUUAUUAUUCUGGUUUUGGAAAACUAGUAUAUCGAAAUUCUGUUUAAUUUUGUCCUGUUUUAAUGUUAAGCAAACUUUUUGAUAUAUCUAUUAGAUUUUAUUAUGUUGUUUCUGAUGAAUGAAUUCAUAAUGCCUAGCAUAUAUAUA